UAUCACUGCCCAAAGACCUUAGAUAAAGUGCAAUUCUCCUUCCCUGGCUUGAUAAACAAGUUCAAAAUUCCCCAUUGGAAUCUUCUGCGAUAUCUGAGGUCAGUGGAAGAGCACUACAAUGCCUAUACUCCCUACCACAAUAAAGUCCAUGCUGCCGAUGUUGUUCAAUCCGUCCAUGUGCUCUUACAAGCCCCUGCUCUUGAAUCCGUAUUUACCGACCUCGAAUUGGCUGCAGUGAUAAUUGCCUGUGCAGUCCAUGAUGUUAACCAUCCCGCUGUUACCAAUCAAUACUUGAUCAAUACCAAUGAUGCACUGGCAAUAUUGUACAACGACUCCUCGGUGCUGGAGAAUUACCACUUGGCAGUGGCCUUCAAUUUGCUCACCUUUCCUGGUUGCGAUAUUCUUGUGAAUCUCAAAAAGAGCGUUCGCACCUCUUUCCGACGUAUGAUCAUUGAUAUGGUACUUUCCACGGAUAUGUCGAAACACAUGUCCCUCCUAGCUGACUUGAAAACCAUGGUGGAAACAAAAAAAGUUGCCGGUUCAGGAAUUCUUAAUCUCGAUAACUACACUGAUCGCAUGCAGGUAAUUUUGCAAAACAUGGUUCACUGCGCGGAUCUCUCCAAUACCGCAAAGCCCCUUGAACUCUACACUAAGUGGAUGCAUCGACUCAUGGAGGAAUUUUUCCUUCAGGGUGAUCGUGAACGUGCAGCCGGUCUAGACAUCUCGCCUAUGUGUGAUCGAGAAACCGCCACUAUCGAAAAAUCUCAGGUCAGUUUCAUUGAUUUCAUCUCCCAUCCCCUCUGGGAAACAUGGGCGGACCUGGUGCAUCCUGCAGCUCAAGAUAUUCUAUUACUGUUGGAAUACAAUCGUAAUUAUUACUUUAAUCGCAUUCACGGGGAUGACCAACAACAGUCGCAGGAACAGAACGAAGAUGAAGAACCUGCUGUCAAGAAAUCAGAAUCUUCUCAAGCAUCAUAG
Molecule: messenger RNA, 978 nt
Organism: Rodentolepis nana
Lineage: Eukaryota; Metazoa; Platyhelminthes; Cestoda; Cyclophyllidea; Hymenolepididae
Source: the annotation of a GenBank genome assembly